This is a messenger RNA of Peromyscus eremicus (cactus mouse), 3816 nucleotides long. It is a transcript of the gene Ddx46, whose product is annotated as DEAD-box helicase 46. Gene Ontology annotation, cellular component: nucleus. NCBI's taxonomy places the organism in Eukaryota, Metazoa, Chordata, Mammalia, Rodentia, Cricetidae. The transcript has 23 exons. Gene Ontology annotation, biological process: mRNA splicing, via spliceosome. The coding region runs from base 176 to 3271 and encodes 1031 amino acids. The record is from RefSeq and is a predicted model, not a curated record. Gene Ontology annotation, molecular function: nucleic acid binding; ATP binding; RNA helicase activity.
CAGCACAUCCUGUUUUCGUUGGCCGCGCUCUGAUGGUGGUCACUGCCGGACCUCUGGCCACUUCGUAGGGCCGGUCCUCACUCGGCACCGUGAGGGCUUGGUGCCCCCCUCCUUUGUCCUCUUGACAAGCCUGCGCAUCGUUCCUCAGGGCGCAGAACUUCUGGCGGCCGGCAGCAUGGGCCGGGAGUCUCGCCACUACCGCAAACGAUCGGCAUCGCGAGGACGUUCUGGAAGUCGGUCUAGGAGUCGCUCACCCUCUGACAAAAGAAGUAAACGUGGAGAUGACAGACGUUCUAGGAGUAGAGAGAGAGAUAGAAGGAGAGAGAGGUCUCGGAGUAGGGACAAAAGAAGAUCACGGUCAAGGGACAGGAAGCGCCUGAGGCGUUCCAGAAGUAGAGAACGAGACAGAAGCCGAGAGAGAAGAAGAUCUCGGAGCCGAGAUAGGAGGCGCUCAAGGAGUAGAAGCCGGGGUCGGCGAUCCCGGUCCUCCAGUCCUGGCAGCAAAAGCAAGAAGGCUGAGAACAGGUCUAGGUCCAAAGAGAAGGCAGAAGGUGGGGACAGUUCCAAAGAGAAGAAGAAAGACAAAGAUGACAAGGAGGAUGAGAAGGAAAAGGACGCUGGGAACUUUGACCAGAAUAAACUGGAGGAAGAAAUGAGAAAACGAAAAGAAAGAGUUGAAAAAUGGCGAGAAGAACAGCGUAAAAAGGCCAUGGAAAACAUAGGGGAACUGAAGAAGGAAAUUGAAGAAAUGAAACAAGGGAAAAAGUGGAGUUUAGAAGAUGACGAUGACGAUGAAGAUGACCCUGCAGAAGCCGAAAAGGAAGGGAAUGAAAUGGAGGGUGAGGAGUUGGACCCAUUAGAUGCCUACAUGGAAGAAGUGAAAGAAGAAGUGAAGAAGUUUAACAUGCGGAGCGUGAAAGGCGGCGCAGGAAAUGAAAAGAAGUCUGGACCAACAGUCACAAAAGUUGUUACUGUGGUAACAACCAAAAAAGCAGUGGUAGAUGCUGAUAAGAAGAAGGGAGAGCUGAUGGAGAAUGACCAGGAUGCCAUGGAGUAUUCUUCAGAGGAGGAGGAAGUUGAUCUUCAGACGGCCCUCACAGGCUACCAGACAAAACAGAGAAAACUUCUAGAACCAGUUGAUCAUGGAAAAAUUGAAUAUGAACCAUUCAGAAAAAAUUUUUAUGUUGAAGUUCCAGAACUAGCAAAAAUGUCUCAGGAGGAGGUGAAUGUGUUUCGAUUGGAGAUGGAGGGCAUUACAGUUAAAGGAAAAGGUUGUCCCAAACCAAUUAAAUCAUGGGUCCAGUGUGGAAUUUCCAUGAAGAUAUUAAAUUCCCUGAAAAAGCAUGGCUAUGAGAAGCCCACACCAAUCCAGACUCAAGCAAUUCCUGCUAUAAUGUCUGGACGAGAUUUGAUUGGCAUUGCCAAGACAGGAAGUGGAAAAACCAUUGCCUUUCUUUUGCCCAUGUUUAGACACAUCAUGGAUCAGAGAUCAUUAGAAGAAGGAGAGGGGCCAAUAGCUGUCAUCAUGACUCCAACUCGAGAACUGGCUUUACAAAUCACUAAGGAAUGUAAGAAGUUUUCGAAGACCUUGGGACUCAGAGUGGUCUGUGUGUAUGGAGGGACAGGAAUCAGCGAGCAGAUUGCUGAGCUGAAAAGAGGUGCUGAAAUUAUUGUCUGCACACCUGGUCGGAUGAUUGACAUGUUAGCCGCUAACAGUGGUCGGGUCACAAACCUUCGAAGAGUGACUUAUGUAGUUUUAGAUGAAGCGGACAGAAUGUUUGACAUGGGUUUCGAACCACAGGUUAUGCGCAUUGUGGAUAAUGUUCGUCCUGACCGACAGACAGUUAUGUUUUCAGCUACUUUCCCUAGAGCUAUGGAGGCUUUGGCCCGAAGGAUCCUGAGCAAGCCCAUUGAAGUUCAGGUUGGAGGCAGGAGUGUGGUUUGCUCAGAUGUGGAACAACAAGUGAUUGUGAUUGAAGAAGAAAAGAAAUUCUUGAAAUUACUUGAGCUUUUAGGCCAUUAUCAGGAGUCAGGAUCUGUCAUUAUAUUUGUGGAUAAGCAGGAACAUGCUGAUGGUCUUCUGAAGGACUUGAUGAGAGCAUCUUACCCUUGCAUGUCUCUUCACGGAGGUAUUGAUCAAUAUGACAGGGACAGCAUCAUAAAUGACUUUAAAAAUGGAACCUGCAAACUCCUCGUGGCCACAUCUGUUGCUGCUCGAGGUCUAGAUGUGAAACAUCUAAUUCUUGUAGUAAAUUACAGCUGCCCCAACCAUUAUGAGGAUUAUGUGCACAGAGCUGGACGGACUGGAAGGGCAGGUAACAAAGGUUAUGCCUACACUUUCAUCACAGAGGAUCAAGCUCGCUAUGCUGGUGACAUAAUUAAAGCUCUUGAAUUGUCAGGGACGGCGGUGCCUCCUGACCUGGAAAAACUCUGGAGUGACUUCAAAGACCAGCAGAAAGCAGAAGGAAAAAUUAUCAAAAAGAGUAGUGGUUUCUCUGGGAAGGGAUUCAAGUUUGAUGAAACAGAGCAGGCUUUAGCCAACGAGAGGAAGAAGUUACAGAAAGCUGCUCUUGGCCUGCAGGACUCAGAUGAUGAGGAUGCGGCAGUCGAUAUUGAUGAACAGAUUGAAAGCAUGUUUAAUUCAAAGAAGAGAGUAAAGGACAUGGCUGCACCCGGCACAUCUAGUGUGCCUGCCCCAACUGCAGGCAACGCUGAGAAGCUAGAGAUCGCCAAGAGGCUGGCUCUUCGGAUCAACGCUCAGAAGAACCUGGGCAUCGAGUCUCAGGAUGUGAUGCAGCAAGCCACCAAUGCCAUCCUCAGAGGGGGCACCAUUCUGGCUCCCACGGUGUCUGCAAAAACCAUCGCUGAACAACUUGCUGAAAAGAUCAAUGCCAAGCUCAAUUACGUGCCUUUGGAGAAACAGGAAGAGGAGAGACAGGAGGGUGGCCAGAGCGAAUCUUUCAAGAGAUAUGAGGAAGAGUUAGAAAUUAAUGACUUCCCACAGACGGCGCGGUGGAAGGUCACCUCCAAGGAGGCCCUGCAGAGAAUCAGUGAGUACUCUGAAGCCGCCAUCACAAUCAGAGGAACCUACUUCCCUCCUGGCAAAGAGCCCAAAGAAGGAGAGCGCAAGAUUUACUUGGCGAUUGAGAGUGCCAACGAACUGGCUGUGCAGAAAGCGAAGGCAGAAAUCACCAGGCUCAUAAAAGAAGAACUGAUCCGACUGCAAAAUUCGUAUCAACCAACAAAUAAAGGACGAUACAAAGUAUUAUAAACAUCUUGGAGCCACUUUGUACCUGUGCUGGUCUGUGAAGUUUACAAUGUAUUGUAAAGUAAGACUUUGAAAAUUCUGUCUUGCUUAUUUUUUAAAUACAAGAAACAAGUGUUUGUUACAGAAAUUGUCUGUCAGUAAGUACUGCCCCACACUGAUCCAAACUCCAUUUUAAUCAGACUUGUUUUCAGAGUGUGAUGUUCUUAAUGUAAACCUUAGAUACCAAUAGUUUAAGUGUCUGGAAACAUUGGGGUUUUGUGUUGAAUGUAGUAAUAAAGUAUGUCAGUCACUAAGGGGCCACUGACCUCUCCUCUUUUACUGAAAUUGUGAUGUGAUCAGCUCCUAAGAAAAGAGAGAAGUCCUUGUCAUAUUUUAUUGCCACCUUUUAAGCUUAAAUCUUAUUUGACUGAAUGGAACAUGUGAACUGGAUCUAAGAAUGUUAUAGUAGAUGUUUACAAAAUAGGUUCAGAGUUUUCUAAUUUUAUCUUCAGAAAUAAGUAGUAGUUGGUUUGCCUUUGGUUUUGUAAAAUUAAACAUAAGCAGCACUA